Messenger RNA from Cylicostephanus goldi, 770 nucleotides. The record is from the annotation of a GenBank genome assembly. Lineage: Eukaryota; Metazoa; Nematoda; Chromadorea; Rhabditida; Strongylidae.
AUGCGCAUUCGCCUUGUUGAACAACGAAUGGAUAACAAAGGGCAUUGGAAUGAGACAGAUGCUUCUCCCUAUAUUCUUCAACCAAUGAGGAUAGGUGCAGUGCAACUUGACUGUGAACAAUCCUGUAGCGUUGGAGUGUACAUAGUGACGCCAAAGAGUGGUUCAAAGACUGAAGGAAUGAACAAGCCCAGCUGGUGCCUCAGCGCAUUGCCUCCGGAUUUGCCUGCUUGGCCUCCAGCUCUUCCUGACUGUGUGAAAAAUGCCGAUGAGACGUCCGUGCUUCCCGAAAAUUAUGUACAGGUGGCCGUUCUGUGGAAGGCAAGCGUUGUCAACAAUGAAGGACAUGUGUCCUCCGUAAUUGGUGAAACAUUCAUUGACGAUUCCUUGCUGAAUUCUUUCCUGAAAUCGUCUGAAAAGGGUUGUAUGGCUACUUCGAUGUCCGAUCCAAUAAAGAGUGAUCGGGUAGGAGAUCAGCUUGUAGAAGGAAGCCCACUUGUUAUCACAUGUCGCUCAAUCAAACCGAUCAUUCACAGUUUUACUAACAACAGGCUCGCGCAAUUCCCUCUCGAAGUGGCUGUUACUAAUGUAGACGAGAGGAAACGCUCUGCAUCAGUGUCUUUGAAGUAUUCUCCAAAAGUUCAAGAAGCAGUGUCAUCUCUAACACAACUGCCUCCAGAAAAUCGUCAGCAGUGGUGGAUCGAUAGAGAAGUUGUAAAGGCCGUUGUUGAGAAUGGGCGCAGUGAACUGUUUCGAUUUGUCAUCAGGUGAUG